This is a messenger RNA of Sceloporus undulatus (fence lizard), 7897 nucleotides long. RefSeq names its product proprotein convertase subtilisin/kexin type 5 (gene PCSK5). Gene Ontology annotation, cellular component: Golgi membrane; trans-Golgi network. The record is from RefSeq and is a predicted model, not a curated record. The coding region runs from base 444 to 6302 and encodes 1952 amino acids. The transcript is spliced from 38 exons. Gene Ontology annotation, molecular function: serine-type endopeptidase activity. Gene Ontology annotation, biological process: peptide hormone processing. Lineage: Eukaryota; Metazoa; Chordata; Lepidosauria; Squamata; Phrynosomatidae.
GAGGAGGAGGAGAGAGGAGCCCAGGAGAGGAAGGCAGCCUGGAAACCCAGAGAGAGAGAGACAGGAGAGAGAAAGAGACCAUUGCUUUCCCUCCCUUCCUUCUCCAUGGCGCAAGGGGGAAAGAGUGCGGAGACGAAGAAAGUGUGAGGAAGAGGAGGGAAAGAAAAGAGGGGGGGAUUUAAACGAAGGGAGGUCUUCAAGUGCUUCCCCUGCUUUUGGGACGCUGCUUUGGGGGCACCGCAAAGCCGCCCUCCGAGAUCCCUUGGACUUCGGCGUUUCGAUGCACUCUUCCAAGCCUUUUCUGGCUUCCCUUUCGAAGUAACUUCGGUGAGAGAGAGAGAGAGAGAGAAGACUGGCGGAGGAGGAGAAGGAGAGGGAGAAGGAGAAAAGUUUCUGAGCCCAGCCGGAGCGUGCCGGGCUUGGGGGUGGCUGUGGCCCGGGCGAUGGCCGGGCGAGGGGUCUGGCGGAGCGGGGGGCUGCGGGGGCUGCUGCUGCUGGUGGUGGGGCUGCUGGGGCUGGGCUGCCUGCCGCCCUCCUCCUGCCGGACUGGCCUCUACACCAACCACUGGGCGCUGCGCAUCGCCGGAGGCCCCCGCGAGGCCCAGCGCAUCGCCAGCAAGUACGGCUACGUCAACCUCGGCCAGAUUGGCGCAUUGAAGGAUUACUACCACUUCUACCAUAGUAAAACAAUUAAAAGGUCAGUUCUCUCAAGUAGAGGUACUCACAGCUUCAUUUCAAUGGAACCAAAGGUGGAAUGGAUAGAACAGCAAGUUGUAAGAAUAAGGACAAAAAGAGAUUACAAACCUGGCAGCAUCCAAUCCAUGUAUUUUAAUGAUCCAAAAUGGCAGAGUAUGUGGUACAUGCACUGCAGUGAUAAUACAAACCUCUGCCAAUCAGAUAUGAAUAUUGUAGGUGCCUGGAGGAGAGGCUACACUGGAAAGAACAUUGUGAUCACCAUCUUGGAUGAUGGCAUUGAGAGAAACCACCCAGACUUGAUGCAGAAUUAUGACCCAGAUGCCAGUUUUGAUGUCAAUGGUAAUGAUAUUGACCCCAUGCCUCGGUACGAUGCCAGCAAUGAAAACAAGCAUGGAACCCGUUGUGCUGGAGAAGUGGCAGCUACCGCAAAUAAUACGCAUUGUAUAGUAGGAAUCGCAUUUAAUGCCAGAAUUGGAGGAGUACGGAUGUUAGAUGGUGAUGUUACAGACAUGGUAGAAGCAAAAUCACUUAGCCUUAAUCCCCAGCACAUACACAUCUACAGUGCUAGCUGGGGUCCCGAUGAUGAUGGGAAGACAGUGGAUGGACCUGCUUCUUUGACACGCCAGGCCUUUGAGAAUGGUGUCAGAACGGGACGAAACAACUUGGGUUCCAUCUAUGUUUGGGCCUCUGGAAAUGGUGGGCGAAGUAAGGAUCAUUGUUCCUGCGAUGGCUACACCAACAGCAUCUACACUAUCUCCAUCAGCAGCACAGCUGAAAGUGGAAGAAAACCUUGGUAUCUAGAAGAGUGUGCAUCUACACUGGCAACAACAUACAGCAGUGGAGAGUCAUAUGACCGGAAAAUAAUCACUACAGACCUAAGGCAACGUUGUACAGACAGCCAUACAGGUACUUCAGCAUCUGCACCUAUGGCUGCAGGAAUUAUUGCAUUGGCACUGGAAGCAAAUCGAUUACUGACAUGGAGAGAUAUACAGCAUAUCAUUGUAAGGACUUCACGGGCAGGGCAUUUGAUUGCUAAUGACUGGAAAACCAAUGCUGCUGGUUACAAAGUCAGCCACUUAUAUGGAUUUGGACUGAUGGAUGCUGAAGCCAUGGUGAUGGAAGCAGAAAAGUGGACAACAGUUCCUCCACAGCAUGUGUGUGUUGAGAACACAGAUCGGCAAAUCAAAACAAUACGGCCAGAUAAUAUUCGGAAUGGACCAGAUAAUGGUGUUCGCUCAAUAUAUGAAGCUACAGGCUGCACAGAUAAUCCAAAUCACCAUGUCGUUUAUCUGGAGCAUGUUGUAGUCCGCAUCACUAUCACGCAUCCCCGGAGGGGUGACCUGGCAAUUUAUUUGACUUCUCCUUCUGGAACAAGAUCUCAGCUCUUGGCUAACAGGUUGUUUGACCAUUCCAUGGAAGGGUUUAAAAACUGGGAAUUCAUGACUACCCAUUGUUGGGGUGAAAAAGCAGCUGGUGACUGGAUUUUGGAAAUUUAUGAUACUCCAUCACAACUGAGAAAUGUCAAGACUCCAGGUAAAUUAAAGGAAUGGUCCUUAGUACUUUAUGGGACAUCCAUUCAGCCGUAUUCUCCAAGAAAUGAUUUUCCAAAAGCUGAACGAGUACGUUUAAGCCCAAUAGAAGAUCCUACAGAAGAUUAUGGAGCUGACGAUUAUGCAGGUCCAUGCAAUGCAGAAUGUAGUAAAGUAGGAUGUGGUGGGCCAGGACCAGACCAUUGCAAUGACUGUCUCCACUACUACUACAAAUCUAAAAACAACACACGCAUUUGUGUUCCCAACUGUCCACCUGGUCACUACAGCGCAGACAAGAAACGUUGCAAAAAAUGCUCACCCAACUGUGAAACUUGUUUUGGAAGUCACAGUGAUCAAUGUAAUACUUGUAAACCAGGUUACUAUAUCAAUGAAGAGUCUAGGAGUUGUAUUACCAGCUGCCCAGAUGGAUACUACCUGGAUAAUAAUAAGAUUGUCUGUCGUAAAUGCAGUGAAAACUGUAAGACAUGCACUGAAUUUCAAACUUGUACAGAAUGCAGACAUGGCCUAAGUUUACAGAACUCCAGAUGUGUUAUCCGCUGUGAAGAAGGGAAAUAUUACAAUGGCAGGGACUGUGAACCAUGCCACCAUUCCUGUGCUUCUUGUGCAGGCCCAGGAGCUGAUGGUUGUCUAAAUUGCACAGAAGAGUAUCUUAUGGAGAAUGGAAGAUGUGUGCUAGCUUGCAACAAUGGCUAUUAUUUUGAUCAGUCUCUAGAAAAUGGAUACAAAACUUGCAAAAGAUGUGAUGCCAGCUGUUUGGGGUGCAGUGGUCCAGGAGAGAAAAACUGUACAAGUUGUCCAAGUGGCUACCUCUUAGAUACAGGUCUCUGUGUAGUUGGUCUAGUCUGUAAAGAUGGAGAAUAUAUUGAUGUUCUUGGCCACUGUCACUUCUGUGAAGCCUCCUGUUCUAAGUGCACAGGACCAUCUUCAAAAGAUUGCAUUGACUGUGUUUCCACAAGAUUUUUGGACGAUGGACACUGUGUUCUUCAGUGCCCUAAAGGGAAAUUUGGAUUGCAAAAUCUGUGUCAUUCAUGCCACCCAACCUGUAUGGAAUGUACAGGAAGUGAACCGAACAAAUGUACUGCUUGUGGGAAAGAUGAGCAAGAUAAUAUGUUCUUUCUGUACCAGGGAGAGUGUAGAGAGAGCUGCCCUGUGGGACACUAUCCUUCAGAGAUGAACAAUACAUGUAUGCCUUGCUUUGACCACUGUGAAGUGUGCCUUGAUCAGACUGAGUGCGAGAGAUGCUUUGAAGGAUACUACCUGACUGAUAACACCUGCCAGAAGAUUGAAUGUAGAAAAGGUGAAGUAAAGAGCCUUGGCUCAGAAGACUGUGUUCCUUGUGCAGAUGGCUGCCUAUCCUGCAGUUCGGAUGAUCCAACAACCUGCACAUCAUGCAUUCAUAAUUAUUACAUGUACAACCAGCAGUGCUACAGACGUUGUCCUCAGAAUACCUACAAUGAUGAAAACUCUCUCCUUUGCAUAGAAUGUCAACCAAACUGCAGAAGUUGUGAUAAAUACGAGUGCUACUGGUGCAAAGAAGGUUUCUUCCUUUUAGAUGGGAAAUGUGUGAGUGAUUGUGGAGCUGGCUUUUACAGUGAUGAGGUCACAGAGGAAUGUGAACCAUGCCACAGGACCUGUGCAACAUGCAAAGGACUGAGCUACAAUGACUGCACUAGCUGCAAAGGAAUUUUACAGCUAUUCCAUGGAAAGUGUGAGAAAACCAAAAGCAAGCAAGUAAAUGGGAAAUUCUGGAAUGAGAGAUUGAAGCUGCACAACUCAAAUGGCUUGAGCUCUGCAUACCUGAAAAACCGCCUCUUGCCUUAUGUCCAAUUGCAAUCCUUACAGCCAGCCGAGAACGAUCUCUUGAAAGUACCAUCCAUGCACCAAAUCCGGGUGGAAAGGGCACUUAAAGAGGUGUUCUCGGUGGCUGCCCCACAGUUUUGGAUGCCCCUUUCCUUGGAGGUUCACCGAAACCCAAGCCUGAGCAUUGUCCAGAAGCAAUCAACAGGUAGCCGAUUUCGUCCAUGUAAUUCUGCAUGCACAACCUGUGAAAAAACUACUAAUACAUGCACAUCCUGCCGCAGAGGUUUCUUUCUUUCUGCUGGGUCUUGUGUCCUUGUUUGCCCAAAAGGAAGUUUUGGCAAUGUGAAGACCAGACAAUGUGAGAAUUGUGCAGAUGACUGUGAGAAAUGUGCAACAGUUGACCACUGUCUGAAAUGUUUGUCUGAUUCAGAGAGGCCCCGUUAUUUGUACAGAGGCAGAUGUCUGCAGGAGUGUCCCAUAGGCUAUUUUGUGGAAGAUGAGACUUGCGAAAUGUGCAGCCAAUCUUGCAAGACAUGUGAAGGAAAUGCCACCAGAUGCCUGUCCUGUGAAAGUCCUUUCCUUCUAGAGCAAUGGGAAUGUAAAGUGGCUUGCUCAGAGAAGUACUUUGCUGCUGAUGGAAUCUGCAGACCUUGCCCAGACAUGUGUCAGGAAUGUAUUAGCAGAAGCUCAUGUAAAGCAUGUGUUCCACCGUAUCACCUGCAUGAUGGGAAGUGCUUACAGGACUGCCCAUCUGGCUUCUUUCCUGACUCCAAUCACUGUUUUGCCUGUCAUGAAGACUGCAGAGAAUGUGAUGGGCCAGAUUCUGAUGACUGCACAGACUGCCUUGGUUCUUACUAUUUUCUGUACAAUGGCAAAUGUUUUGACGAAUGCCCAGAUGGCACGUAUUAUGAUGAAGAAAGUGGGAAAUGCCAAGGGUGUGACAGGACCUGCCAGACUUGUUCAACCUCCACUUAUUGCCUGACCUGUGGAGAAGGCCUCUUGAUGACUGCCACUGGCCUCUGUGCAAUGCCACGUCUCUGCUCCCACUCUGAAUACUAUAAUGAACAGACCAAAAUGUGCAGAUCUUGUCACAGAAAUUGUUUGGAUUGUACAGGCCCUGCUGAAGAUCAGUGUCUCAGCUGUCUCCAAAGCUGGCAUCUUCUCAAUACAACUUGUGUCAACAUCUGUCCAGAUGGAUAUUAUAUGGAUGAUGGUGAAAACCAGUGCUAUGCUUGCCACAGGACCUGUGAAACUUGCUAUGGAAAACACAGCACAGAGUGUAUUUCCUGCUCACCCAGCUGGUACAAACAAGAAAAUGGAUGUGUACAGAUCUGCACCACUGGAUACUAUGCAAAUAAUGUUACUGGCACUUGUGAGAGAUGUCACAAAACCUGCAAAGAAUGUCUGGGACCUGCUUCUACUGACUGUACAUCCUGUGAUGAAGAUUUCUUUUUGUUGCACUCAAAUAACGAAUGCCACACCUCCUGUCCUGAAUCUUACUAUGAGGACCAUGAUAAACUUACCUGUGAAAGGUGCCAUCCAACUUGCCUUACUUGCGAUGGAAAAGGACCGCUCAGCUGCACAUCCUGUGUGUGGAGUUAUCGGCUUGCUGCUGGCAUCUGCAACUCAGAAUGCUUAAUGGGAGAAUACAAAGUCUCAGAGGACUCAUCAAGAUGUGAAGACUGCCACGAUUCUUGCAUGCAAUGCAAGGGACCAGGACCCCUGAACUGCACUGUGUGUCAUCUUAACAUGGAACUCUAUUUGGAUGAGAAUCGUUGUGUGCCAUGCUGCAAGAAUUCUGAACUUGUGCGAACUCAGGAGUGUUGUGAUUGCAGUGAAAUGAAAGAUGAGUGUAUAUUGUACAGUGCUAACUUGUCAGAGGAAACAAAAAGCAAAGCUACAGCUUUGGUUGUUGCCAUAUUCAUCUUGUUGAGCCUCACCACUGGAGGUAUUAUAUUCAUGUGGAGACGGUCACGAGCCAAACCCAAGCCAGUUAACCAAGGUGGAUAUGAGAAGCUGGCAGAUAAUGCAAAGGCACUCGGCUCUUUCAAAAGUAACCACUACCAGAGCACGAGCUAUCAAGAAGAUCAAGUGAUUGAAUACAAGGACCGGGAUGAGGAUUAUGAUGACGACGACGACGACGACAUUGUCUAUAUGGGACAAGAUGGCACAGUCUAUCGUAAAUUUAAAUAUGGACUUCUAGAAGACGAUGUAGAUGAAAUGGAAUAUGAUGACGAAAGUUACACUUUUAGAUAAACUUUGAUUAGUUCAUAUUUCAUUUUGUCUUUUCUACCCAGCUUAAUAAAUUUCUGGAAGAUGAUGAACUCAUUGUAAAUUCAGAAUCUGAUCUGAAUGAAAAAUAACACCAUUUACAGUACUACAUAUUUGCCCUUGAUGUACUUUUUUCCCCCUCUUGCCACUAAGCAGGAGGCAAUUGGCUUAUCAUUAUAUUAGUCUUUGGUAAUUAUAUGCACACCACAGUAAACUAUCCCUCUUGGUAAAUAGUUGUCUGUAUAAGCUCAGAAUGUUUCAAAUAUCAACCUAAAUCCUCUUUUACUAACAGCUGGAGUAGAACCAUUGAAUCAAUUGGAUUUAGCUACAUGCUGAGUGACCAUUCAACAACUGGCUACAAUAGGGCCACUGUAGUUGGGACUAACCAAUAGUAUUCCAAGGAUAGUUUAAAUGUAAUGGCUUCCCCUUAUAAAUCUUUGUCUUUUAAAUUAUAUUUGCUGUAGGGGGUGAUUCAGCAAAAAUAUCUCAGCUGGAUUUGAAACUUACAUUUGUCUUGAAUUAAGAAGACCACCAUUUCUGAAAAGCUGGACAAAAUAGUGUAGUCUCUAUUAAUCUGACAUGGCUCUAUCUGCUUUGUCAGUAGUCUAUCCAUCUUGUGUAGCAUAGUGUUGCAACAAUCAAAAGUGUGGAACAUCUCAUUGCCUGUUUGAGGCUGCAUAGACAGCUGGGAAAAUGGUAACUGGAGCGACAUGAUGGAAAGUAGGAACUGUUGAGUGCACAAUAAGUCUCAAUCAGCCACAAGAAGACAGAAUUGCUAAUGUUCCUAGCUAUAGCUUACAUUCAUUGUUUUGGCUACUCUGAGAGGAACAUUUGGGUAUAGGUACAUUCAGUGGUGUUUAAGACCUUUAUAGGAACUAUCCAACUCUGAUUUUUGUGUUUUGGCAAUUUUUCAUGUGGCAAAAGAAAUCUGAUUCCAGUAGGUUUAUAUUAUAGUAAACAUACUCACCAAAAGGACAUUUUACCUGUGAAUAUUCACAGCUUGAUAGCAGAAACUCCAACUGCAAUACAGAUGAUCCCAGGCAGUGUUUUAAACUCAUUUUUGGCUAUUUCACUUUUUUGAUGGAGAAUUAGAGCACAUUAAUUUGAAGUUUAUCAAGCAUCAAUAGGCCCACUUUGCAUAAAUGCUAAAAAUUAGACUCUUAUACUCCUUUCUCAUUCUUCAGCAGAGUCAAAAGGAGAUUGGAACCUUCUGCUUCCAUUUUUUGAGUAAGAAUUGUGUAACAACAUGUCUGAAUGUAAAAGUAAACUGUGGUUGAUCUAUUAUUAGUGAAAACAAGAGAUUUUCAUAAAUGACAGUUUGCAAUUGGCCUGGUCCCUACCAACCAUAGCUAACUAGUUUGUUCAAACAAGAACGUCAUGACAAGCUGUGGUUAAUCUAAAACUGUGCUAGAGAAGGAAUAAAUCACUCUGAGGUUUAUUCUGCUUAUCUUUUUAUGGUUUGGUAUUACAUGAUUCAGUAUUACUAAGGCCUUGGUGUUACAUGCAAACAUAGCCAUUGGAUAAAUAAGUUACACCUAAUGUGCAAACCAGUUAUAAAACUAAAAAAAAAUCUAACCCCC